ACCAUGCAGAAAGAAGUAAUUUACGUAGCUCUUGAGAAUACACGGAACCCACUGUGUGUUCAUUGAAGUGACAGAGCUACCAAUGUAAAGGUCGUAGAUUAACUGUUCUAUUAGAUGUUCGCUGUUCAAACUCGACUAAACCUACCAAGCCGUGCCAACGACGAGGAAUGGAUAUUGUGCCAGUCAAAGGUGGAAGGAUGGUUCAAAGUAAUUAACUAUCGGACGGGGACAGUGUAGGUGGCGCAGCGAUGGACAAGGACGCACUUCACCAGUGCGAACUCAUCCAGAAUAUGAUCGAGAUCUCCAUCUCUAGUUUACAAGGACUCCGAACCAAAUGCGCAGCAUUGAGCGACCUCACUCAGCAAGAAAUACGCACUUUGGAGGUGAAACUGACUAAGUACAUCUGUAAGCAGCUGCAGUGUAAGCAGAGAGUGCCUGAGAGACAGAGGACCCAGGCCCUGGCCAGCUACCCUCGACUGGGAGACUGGCUCUGCACCAUCAACCUCAGACCUGAACUCAUACAGGCUGUACCAGUGAAGCUGUCCCUGGAUGCUUUGCUGCAGAUGUCCAGUUGUCAGGUGCAGGACACCAUGAGACAGCUGGGCUCUGAACCAGAGGAGUGCUCCCGACUCACUGCUGCCCUCUCCUGCCUAAAGAGUGCCAGUGGGGACAUCAGAGAAGACCCAGGAACCUGGAUAUCAGAGCCGCUCCGCCGUGACAGUAACACCUUACCUCCUCCGGACCGUCGCCCCUCCACCCCCGCCACACUACCCCGUGGCUCCAUCCUCAGUCCGCAUACCCACGCCCGUUCUGUCUCUGUGACUGUCGUACCCUGUGUGGACGAUAAGGGGCAUCAAGUCUACACAGGAGGCAUGUCGGACGCUUUCCCCUCCUCGCCACUGCUCUUCUCCAAUUCCCCUCCCUCCAAGAGACGCGCCAAGCACCCUCCACGCAUGUCCCCCUCCCGAAAAUUGCUGCAACUCCCCUUCAAUAUCACCCUCACACGCAGCAAGAGCCACGAGUCACAGCUGGCCAACCGCAUAGAAGAGCCAGUGCCCAACAACAAGGGUGGGAAGAAGAACAAGCUGCUCCUGAAUGUGCACAUUAACAGUAGCAGUGGGAACGGGUGUGAAGACUCCACCCGGACCCCUGGCCCAGCCACCACCCCCUACACCCUCCCAGGAACCCCUACGCUGCUGGAGCAUAACCUAGCAUUGCACCGGGGGUCUCCACAGAUGAUGAGGAGGGAUAUCGGCCUCUCUGUAACACACAGGUUUUCAACCAAAUCCUGGCUCUCACAGACAUGCCAGGUGUGUCAGAAGAACAUGAUGUUUGGUGUUAAAUGCAAACACUGCAAGUUAAAGUGCCAUAACAAAUGUACCAAAGAUGCCCUUCCCUGCAGGAUAUCUUUUCUCCCACUCCCGCAAAUCCGCCGGGCAGAAUCCGUACCAUCAGAUAUCAAUAAUCAAAUUGACCGUACGGCAGAGUUACCAAUCCAGUUUGGCACUUUACCUAAGGUGCUAACCAGAAAGGACAACCCUCCCAUGCUGAGCCAGAUGGAUUCCAGCAGUAACCCUUCCUCCACCACUUCCUCUACGCCCUCCUCGCCCACCCCCUUCCAGCAGAGCAACCCCCCCAGCAUCAACGCCACACCGCCCCCCAACUCCUCGCCCGGCCCCCAAGGGCCCCGAGACAGCCGCUUCCACUUCCCAGCUGGCUGUUAUUUACAACCUAGACAACAGUUUAUUUUCCCUGAUGUUUCCUCUUCACCAUAUCCUGUUGGACUACACUCUGAAGGCUACCAUGACACUGGAGACACACAGCAACUGGCACAAUCAGAACCUCCAUGUCAAGGACAGGAAUGUGGAGCGGAAGAGGAGGAAUACCCAGGGGAUGAGGGAAACGGUAGCAAGGAGGGCAGUGAGAAGGGCCACUCAAACGGAGAGUGUGAUGGGGACGAGAUAGAGGACCUGCCCAGCUACCGGGGCGGACUGGCCGGUAGCCAAUCGAGGGGGCCCAUCUCCCGUAAGGCCAGCCAGACCAGUGUAUAUCUGCAGGAGUGGGACAUCCCCUAUGAGCAGCUGGAGCUGGGGGAGCUCAUUGGCAAGGGCCGUUGGGGGAAGGUUCAUAAGGGGCGCUGGCAUGGAGAGGUGGCCAUUCGGCUGCUGGAGAUAGAUGGUAAUAACCAGGACCACCUGAAGCUGUUUAAGAAGGAAGUGAUGAACUACAGACAGACCCGCCACGAGAACGUGGUCCUCUUCAUGGGGGCCUGCAUGGCCCCGCCACACCUCGCCAUCAUCACCAGUUUCUGCAAAGGUCAGACACUAUUCUCUGUUGUAAGAGAUGCCAAGAACACGCUAGACAUCAACAAGACAAGGCAGAUCGCUCAGGAAAUUGUUAAGGGUAUGGGCUACCUUCACGCUAAAGGAAUCGUUCACAAGGACCUGAAGUCCAAGAAUGUGUUCUAUGACACAAACAAAGUGGUAAUCACAGACUUUGGCCUUUUUGGAAUGUCCGGAGUGGUACAAGAGUACCACAAGAGGCAAGAGAAUGAGCUGAGGCUCCCUCAUGGCUGGAUCUACUACCUGGCCCCUGAGAUCGUCCGCAGGAUGGGCACUGGGAACCAUGAGGACCGCCUGCCUUUCUCCAAUGCUGCAGACGUCUAUGCAUUUGGCACCAUUUGGUAUGAGCUGCAGGCCCGUGGCUGGCCACUCACCAACCAGCCAGCAGAGGCCACCAUCUGGCAGGUGGGCAGUGGAGAGGGCAUAAAGAAGGUCUUGGCAAAGGUCAGCCUGGGCAAGGAGGUUACGGAGAUACUGUCUGCCUGUUGGUCCUUCAAGCUGGAAGAGCGUCCCUCCUUCACCCAGCUGACUGACAUGCUGGAGAAGCUGCCGAAGCUCAACCGCAGGCUUUCCCACCCAGGACACUUCUGGAAGUCAGCCGAGUAUGUAUCGUAAAGACCAGGAUCCCUUUUGAGAUAUACUGAAUAUACUCACUUGUAUAUAUAUAUAUAUACAGUGAGGGGGAAAAAGUAUUUGAUCCCCUGCUGAUUUUGUACGUUUGACCACGGACAAAGAAAUGAUCCGUCUAUAAUUUUAAUGGUAGGUUUAUUUGAACAGUGAGAGACAGAAUAACAACAACAAAAUCCAGAAAAACGCAUGUCAAAAAUGUUACAAAUUGAUUUGUAUUUUAAUGAGGGAAAUAAGUAUUUGACCCCUCUGCAGAACAUGACUUAGUACUUGGUAGCAAAUCCCUUGUUGGCAAUCACAGAGGUCAGACGUUUCUUGUAGUUGGCCACCAGGUUUGCACACAUCUCAGGAGGGAUUUUGUCCCACUCCUCUUUGCAGAUCUUCUCCAAGUUAUUAAGUUUUCGAGGCUGAAGUUUGGCAACUCGAACCUUCAGCUCCCUCCACAGAUUUUCUAUGGGAUUAAGGUCUGGAGACUGGCUAGGCCACUCCAGGACCUUAAUGUGUUUCUUCUUGAGCCACUCCUUUGUUGCCGUGGCCGUGUGUUUUGGGUCAUGCUGGAAUAUCCAUCCACGACCCAUUUUCAAUGCCCUGGCUGAGGGAAGGAGGUUCUCACCCAAGAUUUGAUGGUCCAUCUUCCCUUUGAUGCGGUGAAGUUGUCCUGUCCCCUUAGCAGAAAAACACCCCCAAAGCAUAAUGUUUCCACCUCCAUGUUUGACAGUGGGGAUGUUGUUCUUGGGAUCAUAGGCAGCAUUCCUCCUCCUCCAAACACGCCGAGUUGAGUUGAUGCCAAAGAGCUCCAUUUUGGUCUCAUCUGACCACAACACUUUCACCCAGUUGUCCUCUGAAUCAUUCAGAUGUUCAUUGGCAAACUUCAGACGGGCAUGUAUAUGUGCUUUCUUGAGCAGGGGGACCUUGCGGGCGCUGCAGGAUUUCAGUCCUUCAUGGCGUAGUGUGUUAAAUUGUUUUCUUGGUGACUAUGGUCCCAGCUGCCUUGAGAUCAUUGACAAGAUCCUCCUGUGUAGUUCUGGGCUGAUUCCUCACCGUUCUCAUGAUCAUUGCAACUCCACGAUGUGAGAUCUUGCAUGGAGCCCCAGGCUGAGGGAAAAUUGACAGUUCUUUUGUGUUUCUUCCAUUUGCGAAUAAUCGCACCAACUGUUGUCACCUUCUCACCAAGCUCCUUGGCGAUGGUCCUGUAGCCCAUUCCAGCCUUGUGUAGGUCUACAAUCUUGUCCCUGACAUCCUUGGAGAGCUCUUUGGUCUUGGCCAUGGUGGAGAGUUUGGAAUCUGAUUGAUUGCUUCUGUGGACAGGUGUCUUUUAUACAGGUAACAAACUGAGAUUAGGAGCACUCCCUUUAAGAGUGUACUCCUAAUCUCAGCUCGUUACCUGUAUAAAAGACACCUGGGAGCCAGAAAUCUUUCUGAUUGAGAGGGGGUCAAAUACUUAUUUCCCUCAUUAAAAUGCAAAUCAAUUUAUAACAUUUUUGACGUGUUUUUCUGGAUCUUUUUGUUGUUAUUCUGUCUCUCACUGUUCAAAUAAACAUACCAUUAAAAGUAUAGACUGAUCAUUUCUUUGUCAGUGGGCAAACGUACAAAAUCAGCAGGGGAUCAAAUACUUUUUUCCCUCACUGUGUAUGUGUGUAUAUAUAUAUAUAUUCUCAUGGCUGGAUGUACCUGUUGAUCCCUGUCCCUCCAGUGAUGUCACAUUGGAUGGAGCUGGGAGAACAGGAGGUGUUGAUAUGAGUGUGUGAAUAAGAAUGUGUUUAUGGUGGAGGGGUGUAGCCAUCCGACAAACCUGGGCCUACUGUAUGUUUUUUUUUGUAGGACCUUUGAUUUAAAUAACUAAAAUGGAUGAAUGUGAUGCAAAUUACCAGCUUUAUACAGUGAGAAGAAAUGUUGUCUUAAAUAGGGAAUUUUUGCAAAAAAUAUAUUUUUAAGUAAAGUUGAACAGGACUAAAGGUUUAAUAGCCUGUUGAAACUGUUUGGUUUGUGACUGUUCAUUUCAGAGCUGAAUGCCUAAAUCUGUCCAUGUUUUAAAAGAGAGUAUACUUUAUAAUAGCACCACCCCCUAACCCUCUCCCUGUGGGCAGUGAUUGGAGGCUUGAGUGUCCCACCUCUCCUGUGUCCCCCUGUCUGUGAAUAUUUCUGUCAUACCUCUGUGGUCAUCUCUGUUUGGGUCUCCCUCCCUCCCCCCCCUCCCUCUCUGGGCGCUGCUGCUCUCUCCUGGAUGACCACUGACUGACUCCACCUGUUCCUGCUCCACUUCACUCACUCACCCUCGCUCUUCCUCUCUCCCUCCCUCUCGCUCUUCCUCUCUGGGCGCUGCUGCUCUCUCCUGGAUGACCACUGACUGACUCCACCUGUUCCUGCUCCACUUCACCCUCCCUGUCUCCCUUGGUCCCCUCCACCUCCUCUUUACUUCCACCCCCCCUCAAACAUCAACUCUUGUUUCCCCAUAUAAUUUUUUCCCUCCUCCACUCCUUGAUCUAUCCCAUUAUCUUCCUUCUUCUUCCCUUGCUCUCCGUAUGAAGACCCUGGGUUCAUCAUCAUUGCCUGCGGGACCAUUGCGGUCAGGGUCUGCAGUCUCGCUGCCCCUACAUAUACAAAUAACACAUAUCUCAGUUACAACCGGUGCUUAUCAACCCAUAGGAAUAGCCUGUUUGGUAUUCAGAGGAAUGGACAACCCAGCAGAAUAACUGGUAUCACAGCCAAUAGUGCCACCAAUAUAGAGUCAUGUAUCUUUGUCAACUUGCGAUAUGUACCAUAAUGCACUGCCUGGGUUGUUUGUUAGUUUAUUGUUCUUUGCCUAACUUCAGUUUGUGUAUUAACAUUUUGGUGCUAGUAGUGGCUAAUGCAAACAGUCUAGUCUAACCACUUGCUUUCUUUCAAUUUUCCUCUUCCCCUCUCUCCUCUUUUUCCUCUCUCUAUUUCUCGCUCUGUCUCACCCUACAACUUAGGUUGUAGCCUUCAGUAUGCAAGACGAAGUAAUAAUGAGGUUCAAUGUAAGAUGUUGACUUGCCUCUUGUGCACUCUUUGUGUGCCUGUGUCAGCAUGUUUGUUUGGUUGGUUGCUGAAUGUAAUGUACUGGACAACCACAGAUUAACCCUGUGAAAGACUGCAGUGAUUGAAUGUUAGCAGUGAUAACAAAGAUAAAUGUAUCCAAUAUAUAAAUAUAGAUAGAAUUGUUUUAUUUAAUGUACAGAUAACAUUUAUUUUAGGUGUACAAUGUUUUUACAUUACAUUAUAGGUACUUCACAUCUAAUUAUGUAGAGCUUUAAAACAUUUUCCCCUCACAAAACACUGUGUAAACAAAAAUUGUACAUUACUUAAAGAUGGGUUGGUGUUUUUGUCAUAAGAAUGUAUAUUUUUGUACAGAUUGUGGCUACAUUCAAGGUGUUUCUGGUUUCCUCAGUGAAAGACGAUAAAACUGAACUCACAUAA
Molecule: messenger RNA, 6407 nt
Organism: Oncorhynchus kisutch (coho salmon)
Lineage: Eukaryota; Metazoa; Chordata; Actinopteri; Salmoniformes; Salmonidae
Product: kinase suppressor of Ras 1
Exons: 20
Coding region: 249-2957 (902 amino acids)
Biological process (GO): protein phosphorylation; Ras protein signal transduction
Cellular component (GO): cytoplasm
Molecular function (GO): protein kinase activity; ATP binding
Source: RefSeq, a predicted model, not a curated record